UAAAAUCAGCAGCAGAUUGUAGUUGGAUCGGUUUUCAACUUUCCUUUCUUUCUUUUUGAGUCCAAGAUUAGACUUGGAAGAUUUAAAUCUACAAAUAACCUGAUAAUCUCUCUUGCAGCCCUCAGUUUCUCAGUGUUUGUACCCAACAAAGUCUUUUCUUUUCUUCCCUCUCUGUUCCCAACAAUGGAACAGUCAUCCAACCUCAAGCCCUCCCACUCCUUGUUUCAAGUUCUCACUCCAACUCAACCCCUUCAAUUUCAUAUUUAAGCACUGUCAAUUCAAAAUGGAUAGCCUUUCAAUUGCUUCAGUUUCGUUUCUACUUAUUGUUUUAAGCUGGAAAAGUUGAUUUUCUUUGCUGUCAAACGAAGUUUUUUUUUUCCUUAGAGAAUAUAUAUAAUCAAAAGAGGAGAAAAAUGAUAUCAGGAGGGCUAAAUUUGGUGAUGACUGUUAUAGGUUUCACAGUGAGUAUUAUGUUCAUAGUGUUUAUUUGUACACGUUUGAUUUGUGCUCGUAUUCAGCUACGUGCUUCUCGGAGACCCUUCGCAAUCUCUUCAAGAUCUGAUCUUAAUAUGCUCGAACGGGGUUUACACGGUAUUGAGCCUGUUGUCGUUGCGAAUUUCCCAACAAAGACUUUCUGUAAUGAGUGCUUCUCAGCUAACAAAGAUGCUCAGUGCACGGUUUGCCUUUCCGAAUACCGCUGUGAAGAUGUGUUGCGAAUCCUCCCUUAUUGUGGGCACUCCUUCCAUGUAACAUGCAUAGACCUAUGGCUGCAACAGCAUUCCACCUGCCCUGUUUGCCGAAUAUCGCUGCGUGAAUUGCCCGAGAAAAAACGGUUGAUGCAACCGUUGUUCAGUUCAGCCGGUCGUUCUCAUUUUGGCACAGAAUCUUUUAAUAUGCAUACGUACAACUGUUUGUUGAGAGGGCACGGAUUUCCCUCAAGAACCCGUGAGAACCCCGUGAUGGACCCAAACCAAGAGAAUUCAUUUGCAACUGGAAAUCUGGGAUCGGGGGAAAACAUGUCCCGUACAAUCGAAGAUGGUGAAGACAACAUUAAAGAACCAAGAAAGAAGCUUGUGGAAAGCCCAUCAAACCCUUGAAUUAUGUUUGUUUGUGAGUUGAUGCAAAGAUCUUCUGGUUGUGAAAGUGGAUUAUUUUCCCUUGUUCUUCUUUGGUGGAUUCUUUGUAAAUAUGUCAAAAGUUGGAUGUUUUUGGUGUAAUUUUAGUCCUCAAUAGUAGAUGGUUUCUGGCAGUUUUGGUAGCUCUCCUUUUCUCUCUCCAAAAAGCCUUGCUCUGUGUUUGAAGUACUUGACAGGUCUACCUAUUAUAGGAAAUGUAUUUUAUAUUAAUGAAUGAUUUUAGUUUGGUAUGGUCAA
This is a messenger RNA of Gossypium raimondii (Peruvian cotton), 1373 nucleotides long. RefSeq names its product RING-H2 finger protein ATL38. The transcript has 3 exons. Bases 414 to 1097 code for a protein of 227 amino acids. NCBI's taxonomy places the organism in Eukaryota, Viridiplantae, Streptophyta, Magnoliopsida, Malvales, Malvaceae. The record is from RefSeq and is a predicted model, not a curated record.